This is a messenger RNA of Volvox carteri f. nagariensis, 1383 nucleotides long. RefSeq lists its product as uncharacterized. The coding region runs from base 1 to 1383 and encodes 460 amino acids. The record is from RefSeq and is a predicted model, not a curated record. NCBI's taxonomy places the organism in Eukaryota, Viridiplantae, Chlorophyta, Chlorophyceae, Chlamydomonadales, Volvocaceae. The transcript is spliced from 9 exons.
AUGUCGGCUGCAAUCGGAAAAGCACUGCAGGUACAGGCACAAUCAGAUGAAAGCCCAGUCGUGUUAACAGAAGCAUCAGGUUUUCAUCGCGCGAUAUCUGACGAGGAAAUGGUAGGCAUUUACAGAUCGAUAUCUCCCACCCACCCCUGCCCCUGCCCUGCCCCUCACCAUCAUGCUGUUUGGCCCCCGACAUUCCGGGUGUCAAUUAUCCGGGGAGUUGCAAACAGGGAGAACCAGAAUGUGGACUGGGUGCCCUGGGCGGGGCGUAAGUACAACGUCAGGCAGCUGUACAAACUGGUCGACACGCUGAUCAAGGGGCGGCCCCAGAAGUACCUGAGCCUGGUAGUCGUUAAGGACAACCGCAUUACGUUUCUGCCGCUGGCGGCUCGACCCAUGACGCUGACCAUGAAUAGGAUGAAAGCUAUCGUCCAGGGCCUUCGAAACGGCACCCGCGCAGGACUUCAGUUUCCGAACACAGUCUUCCUCAUGAACGUGUGGGACGAGGGGAGAUGCCAUCGCGAUGAACCCGCCAAUGCAUCCGCCUCCAUUGGCGCCCCUGCCACCAGCACCACGAGCUCCUCCAGUGACCCGGCUUUCAGGGCCAAGGCGCCGCGCUGCACCGUGCCCGUGUUUUCGCUGAUUAAGAGCUGGGACUACGAGACGGGCAGCUCCAACGAGACGGAUGUGUUGCUGCCCUUCUUUAACCAUGUGUACGGCAACCUGGUGUUUUAUCCCUGGGAGAAGAAGGCCCAGAUGCGACCCAACUGCACACGGUUGUGGAUCAUUGAGUUGCAACGGAGCAACCCCGAGGGGCGCCGGCUGUUAGAUGCGGGCAUCACUAACAACCUGAGCAAGCGCAAGGACAUCAAGCUGGUAGACUUUGUUCCCAUCCCCGAUCACGCGCGCUACCGCUACCUGCUCUCCGCGGACGGCUUCACCGCCUCGUGUCGGUUGGGGAAGCUGCUGGGGACCAACAGCGUGGUCCUCAAGGAAACGACCCCCUGGAUUGAGUACUACUACCGGUCACUAAAGCCUGAGGUGCACUUCGUGCCGUUCAACAAGGACAACGUGCUGGAGGUGGUGAAGGACUUGGAGGCGGAUCCCGGCCGUUGCCAGCGCAUCUCCGCCGAAGCCCAACAGUUCGCAUACACCUUCCUGUCCCAGCAUUCCAAGGCGAUGUACGUCAAGCGUGCGUUGGUGUACUACAACUCCCUGCUUCCAGACAUGGAGCCGUUUGUGGAGCAACUCACUUGGCCCGCGGAAGGGGAGGCUGGCGGUGGCGGCGGUCCGGAGGAGGGCGGCGUUGGGGGCCUGACAUUGGUGGGGCUCAUGGAGCAGAUGCGGGCGUUUGUAGGGGCGCGGCGGCGGCGGGGCCGCAUGUGA